AGCCGGAUGUAAUUUUUAAUGGCCGUCUAUUUGAAAUGAUCACCGGUCGUUCUUGAUGUUCUCGUCACACACCAUGGCGAUAAACAAUAGUUUGACAUUCAAUCUACGUUGAUAUCCCCGUGGAACACCAUAGGUCCAUCUAUUUAACAUCGGUUUGUCGUGUUCACCUGAAUCUGCACUGAAAAAUACGUUUUUCAUUUUUAUUUCUGAAUUGAUUUUAACUACAUACCAGCAUAAUUAUUCAUUAUGCUGGUAGGUAUUAAUUGACUCAAUUCUAAACUCAACUCAUACACUUACUCAUAACAGUCAGUUUGCUUCCAACUACUCCACAAGUAACAUCAUUUCAUAAAAACAAAUCACACAAAAAAUUCAAAAAUCAUGUGCCUUAUAAAAGAAACCUUGCAAUUUGUUUGCUUGCAAUCAAAAUCAGAAGAGAAACCAAUUCUUGGAGGAGAUAACAUCAUAGUUAUCAUUGAUUUACUAAACUACCACACUGACAUUCAGCCUUAUCAAAAAUAUUUGAUAGGAAUGGCUGAGUUAAAGGAGAUUCCAAUGCGCACACACUUCGAAUAUGCAGAAUACAACAACAAUAUUGACAUUGAUUAUUGGGUGCAACUGAUAAGAUCAACAAUAGCGCCCGGAUCAUGGAUAGUCUUCGAGGAUCGCUUCUAUCUGGAAGGCUUUCGCAAAUUGUUAUCUGACUCAUAUCCGAUUAUAGUGCGACGCUCUCAGUUAGAGCAGCACAACACAAAGGAACAGAAUGCGACGAAAAAUCUUACAUUGGUUUGGAAGCAUGCUUUGCGCUCUGUUAUAUCUCAAGCAUGAGAUAUUGUUGAUUAAUUAUUACGUUUUUUGCCAGUCUGUGUAAUGUUUUCGGUUUUUACGCACAGACAAUAUUUAGCUUUGAGAUUUUUAUACUCUUUGCGUUUUAUUUUGUGGUUGAAAGAGUAAACUUUGAAAUUAAAUAUUAAAUCGGAAGAUAAUUUAAGCUUCUCAUAAGAAAUAUCUGAAAAAUCUGCUAUAAUAUUGUAGAUUAUCUGUAAAAUGUUAUUAACAUGUUAGGUAUGGGUAAAUAUGACGUUGGCAGAUGCAGAAAUUAAUAUAAAAUUGAUUAUUGAAAAGUUUAAAGUUGUAUCUCUGUUAGUUUUUGAAUUAUGUGUUAAAAACUGAAAAAAUGUUUUAUCUGUCAGUACAACACGCCCACAAGUUAUAUAACGGUUCAGAAAGCUACCUACAGAUGGCCAAACCAGAAGCUUUUAGAUAUUCAAGUGCAAAAUGUAAACAUUUGAAUUUAUAAUGUUUUUAAGGCGUUUAUAUUAUCAAAAUUAACAAAAACAAGAAACAUUUACUUAAACAUGAUCGCCCAAUGCAAAUUGUUUAUUGUAAUCUAUUCUGUACGAUUGGUUGAGUGUUUUUGUAGCCGCUGCACUCGUAUUCGUCGUUCACGUUUCCAGUUUCGUUGCGUGCGGUCGGUUUCCAACCCCACCUUGGCACAUCCAUUCCCUUCGCUAGCGUCUGCUUCGUCUGCCUGCUGCAGGCGCAGGCGGUGUGCGAUCAAUGUGUUUACAUUCAGCCUCGACGGCUUCAGCACAGCCGCGUUGAACCGCGCUCCGUGAGCCCAUGAAAACGAACGUACAAACGAAACUAAAAACGAAUUUUAAAACGUCAAACGUGAUAACUCAAGCAAUAACACAAUUGUGCACUACAUAAACGCCCACUACAGACAGGAUUAUUAUUGAAAUCAAUUAAAAUGUAAGAGGGUUGAACCUUCUGCAAGUGUAUAACUAGUGUAAACCAGAACAAGGUGUUAUUGGAAUAUUGGAAUAUUUUAUCAUUUAAUUCAACGCUGUAAUAAAUUAAUGAUUUAUCGUGGGAGUGCGCUGUUCGUGCGUGAACGCCGCCGCCGCCAUUCGAUUCAAUGCUCUCGACAUCGUUGAGACAUAAAAUGAUAUUUAAUUAAAUCAACUCAUCACACACAAGAAAAAACAUAAAUUAUAUAAAAUGGAGGCAGAGGAAGAUCAACAGCCACCAAUAAUUGUAAAUACAAAUGAAGAAUGCACGAUAACGAAAGAAAAUGACGUAAACGACGAAAUUAAAAUGGCGAUUCAAGAUGGCGACGACUGUAAUACAACGAUUCAUGCAUUUAACAUGUCGCCAACUUCCCUGAACGAAACAGUCAUAGAGAAAGAGUUUAAAGAUUGCCCGAAGAGCACUUCUUGUGAAGGUAGUGAUAGCGGUGUCGAAGUGGUGGAACCCUGCACUUUGCAACGUACAAUCAGCUCUAAUAGUCAAGAAUUCGACAAUGACCACCAUUUCAAAUCACUAACUCCAGCGCAAAGUUGUGAUUCGUCUAUAAUCAGUUGCUGUUCGAAUUAUGAAGAUGCUUUCAACGUGCUGGUACGACGUAAUUCUACACUGUUGGAUGAUUAUAAACUACGCUGUGUUGAUGGUACAAGCGAAAAUGGCUCGGAGUCAAGUUCGGUGACGUCCACGUGCGUGACGAAACGCACUAGUUUAGUCAACAAGAAGAAGGUGACCUUGGAAAAAGGCAAAGGAAGACAGUCGAUGACAAAUUCUACAGCUACGCCCCCAAGGUCCAAACCUCCCAUGACUCCGAGAGCUUCCGCUGUGGGCGUGGCAAGUGCAAAUGUUCGAGGGAAGAGCAUAGAAAGAGGUGCGGUUGGUACCCCGCGAACACCUAAAGCUACAACUAGAAAUAAACCACCGGAUAAUUUAAGCUUGAGUUUGAAAAAGGACAACAAAGAUACCACCGUGAAGAAAACCGUUAGUGCACGUACGCCAAGUCAAACCAGAUCGAAUAUAACCACACCCACUGAUGAUGGGCGGUGGCCAUCACAAUACAGUCGCCCGGCUCCUUCCAUGACAAGAUCACUGCGAGGUAUUCUCCCAGCGAAUAUUGAAGCUAAACCCAAGGAAAUUAAAUCCACAUUGGAAAAGUAUGCAACUUUACCACGACGUAGAAGGGAACGUUCGGUGGAUCCCGGGGAACCACGCCCACGAUCACGUGAGACGUCCCUAUCACGACCUAAAACCAAUGUGAAAUCAACGCCCACGUCGAAAAAUCUCAUCCAAACAAAACAAAAGAAGAUUAAAACUAAAAUCUAUCAUGAAACUAGUUCACAGACUGCUUUGGAUUGUCAGGAUAUUGAGAAGGCCCUAGCUGGGAUUAAUUUUAACCCGGUGAAUCCUCAAGAUGUGGAAAAACAAGAUGGCGAUGUGCAGGUUGAUAUUCCCGAUGAGAGAAUGGCUAAAGUGACUGAACAAUUUACUACAUUACUGGCACAGUAUGAAGCACUCAAGGCAGAACAUGCUGCGAAGUGUAAAGAAGUAGAAGAUGUCAGGGGUGAGUUAGGGGCUGAACGCCAUGAGAAAGAUUGUCUGAAACAAGAGCUACGUACGAAUAACGAACGUAUUGUCGCUAUGAUGGGUGGAUACGGUAAUAAUACAGAUGAUUCGGACAAUUUGCAAAUCCUAGAAUCACGCCUCCAGCGCGUGUCACAAAUUAUAAUCAAACAAGAGGAAGAGAUUUCGAUGUUGAACGAAUGUCGACGCACAUUGCAGAGAAGAUGCGACAAAGCAGACGAAUCGAACCGUUGCAUGGCGCAACAACAUCAAGAACACGAGGAUUUACUAGAAUUUCUACAAAUCGAGAAAGCAUCACAGUCAGAUGCACUGAAAGAAGCUGAGGUGGAGUUGAAACGUACGCGAAACCUGCUCGCACAUAAGGAGCAAGAGUUGGAAGAUAAACAUGAGGAAUGCAAACAUCUUGUUAGAGGCAACGAGCAAAAACGGCAGGAGAAUCUUGGACUGCAAGCGCGUUACACUGCAUUGGAAGCAAAAUGUCGAGAGCUUUUGGUGCAUCAGGGUAGCACAGUUUCAGGAGCUGCAGUGGCUCUAACAUCGCUUAAUUCACGAUUGGAUAGUCUUGUUGAUCAAUUGACUAUUUCGUAUAACUUUACUGAUGAAGAUCUUGAUGAUGUAAUUUUCCAUAAUGAGGCUUAUAGUAACAGUAGUAGUAGCCUGGAUGCCACGCCUGACCAACCGAAGAAGUUCCCUCAUGAAAAAUCUCCAUCCCCGAAGCGUGGUUCAUCUUUUAUCGCUGCUGUUAUUGGGGCAAUCAAGAACGCAACCACAACCUCGCACAAUUUUAACCGAGAAAAUAGCAAGGACACUAUUACAGAUAAUUCUGAAUCUGAACUUCUCGAUUCUGAAACUGAGCCGUGUUUAAUGAUGGAACACGUGCUCGAAGACGUGGUGGUGCCUGAUUCUCAUUCAGUGAAUAUGAUCUCUUCCGGCCACAGUAUAAUCUCUUCUCUUCGGCUGUCACACACGGAAAGUCUAAACAGCCUUUCACAAGCAAUUCGUAACCGUGAGCGUUGUGAGGCUGCUUCUAAAUCCGAAAACAACACACUUUCAGACCUCUCUAGCCCUGCAUCUUUAGUUGAUCAAGUGAUCGAUGCGGAUAAUUUACUGACGCGUUUAUUGAAAAUUAUUCGGCUGAUUCAGACCGAAAACGAAGAAUAUAUGAAUGAAUUGCAGGACGAACGAGAUAGCUAUGUAGAGCAAAAUACUACGCACAGAGAGAGUAAUAAGAUUGUUGUCAAACAACUCAAAGACUGGGAGGCGCUGGGCGCCAAACUAAAGAGUGAAGUAAAGGAGUUAUUAGCGCAGUUAGCCAAGAAAAAUGUCGAAAUUGAGGAGAUUAAGAACGAACUGAAUGCACAGAGACAGCAAGUUGAGAAAUUAAACCAAGACGUAUGUGAAUUAUCGACGACACUGUCAAAAAGUGAACAGGCAAUGAAAAUCAAAGAAGAGGAAGCUGCGGAGGCCCUCAGAAAUUGGGAAAGCAACGGAGAACAACCAUCCGGAGUCAUUUUAGGUCGAUUAUUACUAUUGAAAAAAGAAGUUCCUGCACUAAAAGACAAAUUGGAAGCUAAAGAGAAGCGACUAUCUGAACUAACACAAGAAUACGUCGCCAAUCGGCAAGUCCUAACCGAAAACUUGCGCGAAGCCAUUGCGGAAGCGAAAAAACAAUACAAUGCCAUAGACGGCGCUUUAGAGACAUUGCACAGUAUACAAUCCGUGGUACAACAGUGCCCGACGUUGCUGCAAUUGCAGCGUGAGUUGGAAGAGACGAGCUUCCAGAGCGCCUCGGCGAUGCCAUUGGUCGUGCCACCCGAUUUCAACGCGAAUGCCGCCAACGUACUGCAAGCCAUAGGCUAGAUCCUUACCACCCCCGCCCAUUAACACCAGCUACACCCACCCGUAACGUAAUCGUUCAAUUAAUAACAUGGCGUCCAAACAUAACACAAACCAACAAAUAUGCGGUCAAUACGCACGUAACUUUAAAGUUAAACUAAAGAUAAGCGUCGUCAGUCUGUUAGCGUGUUUAGGAAGAGAAAAAUUAUGAACUUAAUGAUAUUUGAUCACAAUUUUUAGGCUAGGUUAGCGAAGACGACGUGACGUGGUGCUGUUUUGUGUGCGUCUGUCUUUUCCUUUUGUUUAUCGUUUUUACCUGUGAAGACUUUUCAAAUUUUUGUAUGUAUUGUAUUCGUUUUUUUUUAUUUCCACCCGAUGCGUUGUAAAUAAGUUCGAUUUUGGCGCUCGACUUUCGAUUUUUAUUACGACACGAAAUGAUUUAACGUAUGAUAACGAAAAAUCCUAUAUGACGAAAAAUAAAUCUAUCCAAAUAUAAGUAAA
Dalotia coriaria is the source of this 5721-nucleotide messenger RNA. RefSeq names its product microtubule-binding protein cornetto (gene corn). NCBI's taxonomy places the organism in Eukaryota, Metazoa, Arthropoda, Insecta, Coleoptera, Staphylinidae. The transcript is spliced from 10 exons. The record is from RefSeq and is a predicted model, not a curated record. The coding region runs from base 2002 to 5244 and encodes 1080 amino acids.